AUGGCACCUUUACUGCAAUAUUUGCGAAAGGAAGUUCUAGAUCUUAGAAGAAACAAGAAUAAUGGUAUACUCCCCUACUGGUUGGGAACUCUUCUAGAGUUACAGGUUCUUGUCUUGAGGUUUAAUAGGUUUCAUGGUCACACAGACACCUUCAAGACAAAGAGCAAACUUCAUUUCCCUAAGUUGAGGAUUAUCGACAUAUCUUACAAUGAGUUUACUGGCCUUUUGCCAGCCAAUUAUAUCUCACGAUUUGAAGCUAUGAUGAACGUGGAUGAACAUGAAUUGAAAUUGAAAUACAUGGGUGAUAUGUAUUAUAAGGAUUAUGUGGUGAUGAUUUUAAAAGGACAUGAGAUUGAAUAUUCAAGAAUCUUAAGAGUCAUCUCGAUCAUUGAUUUAUCAAGCAACAAAUUUAUAGGAGAGAUUCUGAAAUCCAUUGGGAGGCUUAAUUCACUCCGGGGUCUUAACUUAUCUCAUAACAACCUUAAAGGCCAUAUCCCAACUUCACUUGGAAACUUGAGCAAGCUUGAAUCAUUGGACCUUUCCUCAAACCAGCUUGUUGGGGAGAUUCCUUAG
This is a messenger RNA of Camellia sinensis, 573 nucleotides long. Lineage: Eukaryota; Viridiplantae; Streptophyta; Magnoliopsida; Ericales; Theaceae. The record is from RefSeq and is a predicted model, not a curated record.